AUGACUUUGCUGGAUCGAGGAAGUAGGAAAACUUUGAGAGAGAACAGAAUAGUUAAAAUUUCAGUAGUCUUGAAGGACUGCGUAGUUAGGGCAUGUAAAUUUGAUUCUCCUGUGUAUUAUUCUGCCGGCAGAUCUUCUAUUUACGCUAGGAUGAUACCUAUUUUAUCAGUCGGUCACCGCUGCGAAUGUCACGCAAAUCCAUUCUCGAUCUUCCUGCCGAAAUCCUCGACCAGAUCCUCUCCGUCUGCGAGCAAGACUCAGAAGGCAGACGCUCAUUGCAACGCCCCUCUCCUCACCUGCCAGAAGCUCUACCAUCUCACACUCCGCGUCCUCUACCGCGACCUACGGUUCACCUACUACUCUCCUCCCCCAUCGCGGACGAGCUCCCUGCACCGGACUCUAGAAUCGAAUCCAAGGCUAUAUUCGUUCGUCUGGUCUCUUGUCCUCGAUCUGCGACCGAAGGAUCCGGCCGAGUAUAUCACUCUCGACGACUAUGUGGCGGCCGCUAGCGUGCUAGGCCGGUGUGAGGCGAUCCACUCGCUGCAGAUCUGGAGCGCCGCCUUCCUGUCACCCGAGGACCGGAGGGAGACCUUUCCAAAUGGAAACGCUGCCGGGCCAACCGGCAAUCGACCUCUGCCGAUGGGAACUCUUGCAGUCGGGAUGGCCAGCAACCGAGAUUCGCCCGGCUAUGGCUUCAAUCUCCGCUUCGACUGCCAGGCGCAGGCCCAUGACUUGCGACUCUUGCCGGGCACGGGCAGAAAGCUCCCUGUGCCAGGGACGACUCCCGAAAAUGAACGCGAUCCAGGUCUGCAGGGUGAUGCCCGCCGCCGCUCGAUUGACUUCAGCAUAUCAUUCGGGGAGGGUCACGCCAGAGAAGGGUAUGAGGCGAGGAACAUCGAGUUUAUCCACGUCUUCGUGUGGAUGAAACGUCAUCCGCAAACGCUCCGUCGCAUGGUCUUCGGUGACUUCAGGUCCCCUACGCUGGUUAAGGAGUUCCGAGCGGCGGCGUACCCCAACCUGCACACUGUCGUCUGUCCGCCCGUCCACGUGAAGGAGCGCAGGCGUGGGUAUAGCACGUACCAACCGCCCUCCGAGGUGGUCGAUCGGCUUCUGGGCCCGUCGGUGCAUACGUUUGUGUUCGACCUGGCCACCUAUAACCAGCAGUUGGGACUAUCUUCUACCGCGUUUGGGGAGCCGGAGGAGCGAUGGCUGCGGGAGCUGGCCCAUAUUGCCGCCGCCCCGGGCCGAAACUUGGCGCUGCGGACAAUCUACAUCGACUUUAAACCGGACCCGGAUUGUGAACACGGAUUCGAUCCGGCGAACUAUGCUUGGGACCGUAUAGUGCGAUUGCAGAGGCAAUUACAGCCCUUGGGCAUUCAAGUGGAGUACACAGCGCCUUCGAUGAGGCGAGAAGAGUAUCACGAGCUGUGUCAACAACAUCAGGAGUGGAUCGUGGAUGAAGCCCAUCGGGAGGAAAUGAGGAGGAUAUUAUUGCAAAACCUCUUACAACAUAACGCCUUCUUCGGGGGCUGGCCGCCAUGA
Aspergillus brunneoviolaceus CBS 621.78 is the source of this 1542-nucleotide messenger RNA. RefSeq lists its product as uncharacterized. The coding region runs from base 1 to 1542 and encodes 513 amino acids. NCBI's taxonomy places the organism in Eukaryota, Fungi, Ascomycota, Eurotiomycetes, Eurotiales, Aspergillaceae. The transcript has 5 exons. The record is from RefSeq and is a predicted model, not a curated record.